UCCUACAAAAGAAACACUCAACAAAGAAAUGGAAUUUUACGAAACCGAGUCAUCAUCGGUACUGGAGAAUUCAUCGAAUAUUACAGAAGCCUUUAUGAAACUAAUCAAUAUUGAUAAAGCUUUACAUAAUAAAAUAUUACAAUAUGAGCCAGUGAAUAUUGACCAUUUGCGUUGUAUGUUGCAAACACAUGGAUUUAAAUGCAAGUUGCCUAAUCUCAUGAACUUUCUAGAUCAACAGUGUAUUACAUUUUAUUCACCAGAACAGAAUGCCAAGAGAAUUCGCAGAAAAGCAUAAUUCAUCGAUAUUUAUAAUUUCCUUAUAAUUAACAAAUUUGUAAAUAAAAUAUUU
Molecule: messenger RNA, 349 nt
Organism: Trachymyrmex cornetzi
Lineage: Eukaryota; Metazoa; Arthropoda; Insecta; Hymenoptera; Formicidae
Product: structure-specific endonuclease subunit SLX4
Exons: 2
Coding region: 29-295 (88 amino acids)
Biological process (GO): DNA replication; DNA repair; resolution of meiotic recombination intermediates
Cellular component (GO): nucleus; Slx1-Slx4 complex
Source: RefSeq, a predicted model, not a curated record